AUGACACGGAAGGGCCAGCCGAAGGUUCGGACCGGAUGCCUGACGUGCAAGUCGCGCAAGGUGAAAUGCGAUGAAGCAAAACCAGCCUGCGCGAGGUGCACCGGCACAGGACGCAGAUGCGAGGGUUACGCCGUUGUGGUUCCCAGCAAUCGGGCCAUCGCCCGGGCUCGGUCACGGACAACACGGCUCAAGGACGCCCUUGCGCAGGCCCGGGCCGGAUGGGAGGGGGGUUCGGAGAAGGCGACCUUGGAGUACUUCACCCGUGACGUUGCGCCAAAGCUUCCGCAGAACCUCGAAAACCAAUUUUGGACCGUAGCCGUGCCGCGUAUGAGUAAGUCGGAGCCCGCCAUUCGGCACGCCAUGGCUGCCAUCGGCAGUCUCUUCCCGCAACGAUCGUCGAAUAACCCGAGCGAAGGCGGUAACCCUCAAGCCGACGCGCACUACAGCGAAGCCCUCCGACUCAUGGCUAGGAAAGUGGCACCAGAAAAAGACGACGAGGACGGUCAAAGCUCGAAUAAUAAAGCCAAUGCCGACAGCAAAACCAUCAACCUCUCCGCCUCCGUAGGCUCCCUCAGCAACCGAUCUUCCCCGAGUCCUUCUUCUGUCGGGUUAUCUUCCACUAUUCAGUCUCCGGCUUCUCUCACGCCGGGGGUGUCCAACAUACCGGAAGUGGCUGAAACAGAUCGCUCGGAUAGCCGGGGUUCGACAAAUCCUUUUGCGUCUCCUCAGAGUCAGGAAGAGGAAGGCGACGAUGAACCUACCCAGUACAACGAUGUAGACGUGGUUCUAUCAUGCUGUAUACUCUUCAUUGCCACGGAAUUUUUGCGCGGCAGUCUAGAGCAAGCGAUGCAGCACCUUGCCAAUGGCAUCAACAUUCUGAAUAAUGUGGAUUACGACGAGCUGGAUCAGACAACCUUGGACGAGAUUGUCCCGAAAUUUCAUCGUUUGAGCAUCAUUCAGUUAUGCUUCCACGAUAAGCCGGGCUUUCCAUCGCUCAACCUCCAGCAUGGACUCGGUUCCAGAUAUAACCUAGGGCCCUUUGAUAAGAGCAGCAGCAUAUACUUACCCAAGCGUGCCGUCGACCCGAUCAUACUUGACGCCAUACGAUAUAUCCGAUCGGCAGACCCAGGCUCGCAAACCGACUCACGGCUUGCCUCAAAGGGCCCUGUUAUGUCGGAAGAACAGAAGAGCAUUUGCGCAUCCUUUGACAGGUGGCAUGCUGCCUUCCUAGCCUUUGUCGAGUUUCCCCGGAAGAAUACCGACCAGCCGUUACCAAAGCAUCAAGGGAUUAUCUGCGCGGAGACGGAAAUGAAGUAUCAGACAGCCAAAAUCUGUAUCAGUGUCUGCCGUUCGCACGACGAGUCUGUAUACGAUUAUUUCAAAGACUUAUUCGGGCGGAUCGUCACGCUCGCAAAGUUAAUUCUAGACAGCUGCCCCGACAUCACGCCUGAACCCACCGAUUUUAAGUUCGACUUCAUGACCAGCUACCUGCCUCUCCUAGAGUUUGUUAUCGCCAAAUGCCGUUGGCUCGACAUACGGUAUGAAGCCUGGCUCAUCGCCUGGAAGCUUGCCACCGGGCGGACAGAGCCGGUGACCCGCAACAGCCUCCACCUCGUCGCGCAACGAAUGAUAGAGAGAGAGCACAAUGUCAAGAUCGAAGAAGUAACACGGGAAAACGCCGGACUCUUCUCCUUGCCCGCUGAGGAGAUGCGGGUCAAAGAUUAUACAGCCGACGCGCGGUUUGCGGACUUGGUCACCAUCCCGGAUGUCGAUAUGGAAGGGCCCGCCAAGGUGCAAGUCCCAUAUACUCAGCGACUGCUUCUCCGAUGCGGCAGCUGUGAGCUCGACGAUCUUGCUGGGUGGAUGGAAAACAAACAUUCUUCUUCAUAA
Molecule: messenger RNA, 1890 nt
Organism: Colletotrichum spaethianum
Lineage: Eukaryota; Fungi; Ascomycota; Sordariomycetes; Glomerellales; Glomerellaceae
Product: putative transcriptional regulatory protein
Exons: 2
Coding region: 1-1890 (629 amino acids)
Biological process (GO): regulation of DNA-templated transcription
Molecular function (GO): zinc ion binding; DNA-binding transcription factor activity, RNA polymerase II-specific
Source: RefSeq, a predicted model, not a curated record